AUGAGUUAUGCAACAGCUUAUGCUCUUAUUAUACUCGCUGGUAAUACCAAUCCUGAUGUUGCAACAAUGUCAAAAAUUCUUGGAAGCGUUGGAAUCGUUUGUGAUAAUACAAAAGCACAAAAAGUGAUCGAUACGUGUAAAGGAAAAACUAUUGAUCAAAUUUUUGAAGAAAGUAUCAAAGAAAUAUCAACUUUAUCAGCUGGUGAUACAGCUGUUGGAUCCACUGUUAGUGCUGGUAAAGUUCCUGCUGAAGAAGAAGAAGACAUAGGAUAUGGUUUAUUCGAUUAA
Messenger RNA from Rotaria sp. Silwood2, 288 nucleotides. The record is from the annotation of a GenBank genome assembly. Lineage: Eukaryota; Metazoa; Rotifera; Eurotatoria; Philodinida; Philodinidae.